AAUGCCCAAGUUCAGCAUGCCCGGCUUCAAAGCAGAGGGCCCUGAGGUGGAUGUGAACCUGCCCAAGGCCGACAUUGAUGUCUCAGUGCCCAAGGUUGAUAUUGAUGUUCCAGAUGUGAAUAUCGAAGGUCCAGAUGCAAAAGUGAAGGGCCCCAAGUUCAAGAUGCCUGAGAUGAACAUCAAGGCCCCCAAGAUCUCCAUGCCUGACCUUGAUUUACACCUGAAAGGCCCCAAAGUCAAGGGGGACGUGGACGUGACUGUGCCCAAGAUAGAAGGUGAGGUGAAGGUUCCAGAUGUGGACAUCAAAGGCCCCAGGGUAGACAUUGAUGCUCCAGAUGUGGAUGUGAAAGGCCCAGACUGGCACCUGAAGAUGCCCAAGAUGAAAAUGCCCAAGUUCAGCAUGCCUGGUUUCAAAGCAGAAGGUCCUGAGGUGGAUGUGAACCUGCCCAAGGCCGACAUUGACGUCUCAGUGCCCAAGGUUGAUAUUGAUGUUCCGGAUGUGAAUAUCGAAGGUCCGGAUGCAAAACUGAAGGGUCCCAAGUUCAAGAUGCCUGAGGUGAACAUCAAGGCCCCCAAGAUCUCCAUGCCUGACCUUGAUUUACACCUGAAAGGUCCCAAAGUGAAAGGAGAUGUGGAUGUUUCUCUGCCCAAAGUAGAAGGUGACCUCAAGGGCCCCGAACUUGAUAUCAAGGGCCCUGGUGUGGACAUUGAUGCUCCUGACGUUAGUAUUGAAGGUCCAGAAGGAAAAUUAAAGGGUCCCAAAUUUAAAAUGCCAGAGAUGCACAUGAAGGCCCCCAAGAUUUCCAUGCCUGACUUUGAUUUAAAUCUCAAAGGGCCAAAGUCAAAGGGGGAGGUGUCUCUUUCACUACCUAAAAUGGAAGGUGAUAUGCAGGGGCCAGAGGUGGACAUUGAAGUUCCUGAAGGCAAACUCAAAGGUCCUAGAUUUAAGAUGCCUGAUGUCCAUUUCAAAACCCCACAAAUCUCCAUGAGUGACAUUGAUUUGAACUUGAAAGGACCUAAGGUAAAGGGAGAUGUGGAUGUUUCCAUUCCCAAACUAGAAGGAGAUCUGAAAGGCCCUAAGGUGGACAUGGACCCUCCGGACAUUGACAUUCAGGGUCCAGAAGGGAAACUAAAAGGCCCCAAGUUCAAGAUGCCUGAUCUGCACCUCAAGGCCCCCAAGGUCUCCAUGCCUGAAGUUGACCUGAAUCUGAAGGGUCCAAAGCUGAAGGGUGAUGUGGAUGUUUCUUUGCCCAAAGUAGAAGGUGACCUCAAGGGGCCUGAAGUUGACAUCAAAGGGCCCAAGGUGGACAUUGAU
Chinchilla lanigera (long-tailed chinchilla) is the source of this 1315-nucleotide messenger RNA. RefSeq names its product neuroblast differentiation-associated protein AHNAK-like. Lineage: Eukaryota; Metazoa; Chordata; Mammalia; Rodentia; Chinchillidae. Gene Ontology annotation, cellular component: nucleus; cytoplasm; costamere. Gene Ontology annotation, biological process: regulation of RNA splicing. The record is from RefSeq and is a predicted model, not a curated record.